Molecule: messenger RNA, 2734 nt
Organism: Pocillopora damicornis (cauliflower coral)
Lineage: Eukaryota; Metazoa; Cnidaria; Anthozoa; Scleractinia; Pocilloporidae
Product: trans-L-3-hydroxyproline dehydratase
Molecular function (GO): hydro-lyase activity
Source: RefSeq, a predicted model, not a curated record
GUACCGAUUUUCUUUUUUAUCACUGAAGUGCGACACACCCUAAAUCCCAGACAACGACGAUAUAUGAGCUGAUUAAUUGAUUCUAUUGUCUAGAUUGAAAUCGCAAGAAAAGAGAUCACAUAACGCUAAUCACUUAUCUAAAUGUCACACAAUACAGCUGAAAUAUCUCGACAAGGUAGCAAAUUUGAACGAGCUAAGAGCGAUUUGACAACAAGGGAGAGGAGUAGGAAGAAAAUUUGAGGAUUUCUUGCACGUUUCGGCGAGUUAAUGCUUUUAAAAGAGUGAAGAGUUUAUGACCUGAAACCCAUGGAAGUUAAUUAGUUCCCGCCUCUUCAAUUAACCCGCGGGACAUGCGCGCGGGAAGCGCAGCGGAAGUCAAACACAACAGUUUUCAACUCAGUUGAACACCUUUAAACAUACUCGAAUCUUUCGUUGCUGGUUGUCACGAUGGAAGAAAACGGCUUAGAGAUCUCAACUAUCGAGAUGCACACUGGAGGGGAACCACUGAGAAUAAUCGCUUCUGGUUUCCCUGAGAUUAAAGGAGACACCAUUCUAGACAAAAGACGGUACGUUCGAGAAAACCUUGAUCAUCUUCGCAAGCUCUUGAUGUUUGAACCUCGCGGACAUUAUGACAUGUAUGGCGCUGUGAUCGUCCAACCACACAGCGAAAUGGCCGAUUUGGGGGUGAUUUUCAUGCAUAACGAAGGAUACAGCACCAUGUGUGGCCACGCUGUCAUAGCACUCGGUCGCUACGCUGUCGACUCGGGCCUCCUCAGUACGGACGUAUCGCGCUCGAGUGUGGGUGAAGUACCUGUUUUCAUCGAGUGUCCUUGCGGCGUGGUAAAAGCCCUGGUCGAUAUAGAAGAAGGCAAAUCGGGCCGUGUUCGUUUUGUUUCUGUUCCAGCUUUUGCUUUUGGACUUGAUGUGGAGUUAAACACGGAGAAGUUUGGCCAAGUAAAAGUUGACAUUGGAUUUGGGGGAGCGUUCUACGCCAUAGUCCCCGCGCAUCGUUUGGGUGUUGAUGUGCGUUCGUCGCGACUCGCUGAUAUCGUGGAAGCUGCUAAUGCGAUUACCAACGCGGGGAAAAGUCAAAUAAAGCUGCACCACCCAGACAGUGAGGAACUAGCUUUUCUUUAUGGUACUAUCAUUACCGAUGGCAAAGAUAUGUUUAAUAGCGACUCAAAAGAGGCAACAGCGAAUGUAUGUGUCUUUGCGGACAGUGAGGUUGACAGGAGUCCGACAGGAUCAGGAGUGACAGCACGUAUUGCAGUGCAGUAUGCACGUCAACAAAUUGGCUUGCAUCAGAUGCGUGUGUUUGAGCAAGGUCUGGUUGGUUCACAGUUCACUGGUCAGGCUGUGAAGGAAACUAAGGUUGGGGACUUUGAUGCUGUUCACGUAGAAGUUGCAGGCAAUGCAUAUUACACUGGGAAAUGCACAUUCACUGUAGAAAAGGAUGAUCCUUUUAGAGAUGGAUUUCUUCUUAAAUAGUAAGGAAAUAUUAGUAAAAGAAAGGAAAACAUUAUAUUUCUUUGGAAAUCAAUUACUUCAAAUGCAUUGUUAUAUUGAAGCCACUUUAUUGAAAUGUUUACUUAAAUUGACACAUGAAAUUGUGCAGUAGAAGGGACCCUAAGUUAUUCAAUUAACUUAAAGAAGCUACUUAUCAUUUACCCAUAAGAGUUAAGCAUUAAAUAUCUUGAGACACAGGAGUUAGAUUUUUCCAAGUAAUCCUGUAUUAAUAACUAAAAAAUAUACAAUAUCUGUUUUUUUUAAAAAGUACUCUUUGAAUCAAACUCUUCAAGCAUUGAGGCCAACAAAAAGUGUUGGGAUGUAAUGACCCAGAGAAGAAUGCUCAUCAGUCACAAUCUUUCCAUAUUAUUCUUAAAAAAAUUAAUAUAUCUGUCAGAUUCUUGCAAAGCAAAAUAUUGUAUAUCUAUUCAUACACAUAGAAGCAGUAGUCGCAUAACUCUGCUUUUUUUUUCCAGUCGAGGGUGGAAGGGGAUCUUUGAAAAUGUGAAGUGUGGCUUAACCUUUUAAACCUUUAUAUCAGCACAUCAGCUGACAAGUAUAAUUUGUUUAACAAUCAAGAGCUUCUUUAGAGGGUGAUUGUUUCUUUUAUUUUUAUGUGACAAUAGUUUGUGAUUCAGGGGUGAUAUUGUAGGGAAACAUUUGAUGCAAAUCAUUCUUAGUGGUCAAAGGGUUAACUGUAACAAGUUCCAACUGUGUAAGUGCUUAAGAUGUUAUUGCAUGUUUGCAAUUGUCUCUUUUUGUUUGCUUUCAAUGUUUUUGUUUUAGGGAAAGCACCAAGGGAAAUAUUUAGUCUGAACUUAAAAAAUAAUUAUUGGCUUGUAAUUAGAGGAUCUUACGUUAAGUCCCAUAUCUUCUCCUUACAAUUGAAUUUACUCGACUGGGAAAAUGAAACAACAAACUUAUCACCUGUAAGGUGCUAUUGAUGUUUCACCCAAUUCUCAGAGCCAGUUUACUGAGAUAUGUGUAACAACCAGAACAGGGAAUUAUGGAUAAGAUCUUGGGAACUGAAGGGUUUAUAGGUUAUAUAGGUUACUGGUAGUUUAAAAAAUAUUACAUUGAAGCAAAACAUUGACAUCCCUGUCAAUGGCUGACUGAAUGGACAAAUUUACUGAACUGACCAACCUUUAACUUACAUGUAUGGAAUACAAUGUAUCAUUUUCAAUUUUGAAGUGAAAAAUUCCAUGCGAAAUAAAUAAAUAAUAAAUUA